AUGUCCACGGCGACUGAGUCCCGUCGUCGCCCCAACAUAUGGUCUUACAUCAGUUUUGGUUCACAGCGUCGCCGCUCGGUCUCACUGCCCAAGCCCAACGGGCACUCGCAAGAAGAUAAAGACGAAGCCUUGAGGCGAGAGAUUUGGGGUGACGGUCGAUCACGGAGCACGUCAAAUGUUACAUCCAUGGCAUUCGGUCAAAGAUCCAAGAUUUUAAGAGUUGGCGUAGUAUUAGCAGUCAUUUUCUUCUUUUACUAUAUAGUUACAUCUAAUGAUAGCGCUGGCGUUCGGGAUCUAGUCAAAGGUCCGAAACUUGCCGAUAAAACACCUUCGUCAAACGCAUCGACUGAAGAAGUUGCCUUCAAUUCGCUGAGGACGACGAAGUGCUCGAAGUCCGCCGUAAAAGGGAAGCCUCUAAUACAAUAUGCUUUAAUGAUAGAUGCGGGUAGCACGGGUUCCAGGAUACAUGUCUACCGCUUUAAUAAUUGUGGAGCGACUCCAGAAUUAGAAGGAGAGAAGUUCAAGAUGACAGAGAAGAAAGAAGGCGGUUCGGGACUCUCCUCAUAUGCGCUCGACCCUGAAGAAGCCGCCAAAAGCCUCGACAUACUUGUGAAUGUAGCGAUGGAACAUGUGGCGGAUGAAGUGAAGUCCUGCACUCCCAUAGCCGUGAAGGCGACUGCUGGACUGCGAAAAUUAGGAGAAGAGAAAAGUGCUACGAUACUCAACACUGUAAGGUCUCGUCUUGAAACAAAAUACCCCUUCCCCGUUGUUUCUGCAGCGAAUGGUGGCGUCGAAGUAAUGGACGGGAAAGAUGAAGGUGUCUAUGCUUGGAUCACGACAAAUUACCUACUUGGCAAGAUUGGGGGUCCAGACAAGUCUCCUACAGCUGCUGUCUUCGACCUUGGUGGAGGAAGCACUCAGAUUGUAUUUGAACCGACGUUUCCCAUAGCCGGGGGUGGGAUGCCCGAUACGUUACAAGAGGGCGAUCACAAAUACGUUUUCAAAAGCGGUGCCCAGACUCACGAGCUGUACCAGCACUCUCAUCUUGGGUACGGUCUUAUGGCUGCACGCGAAAGUAUUCAUAAGUUUGUUGUGCAGACGCUCAAAGAUACUCACAAAGACGACGACUCUUGGGUUGAGUCUCCAAUUGAAAAUCCUUGUGUAAUCCCUGGAAUGUCUAGACAGAUCAAUGUCACUCUUGAUACCAAAGAAACAUACCAGACUACCAUGGUCGGUCCGCGCGAAGCGUCGCCAGCUCAGUGCCGAGGCCUGGCGGAAAAGCUUCUCCAGAAAGAUGCUUCGUGCUCCCUGGCUCCAUGCUCAUUCAAUGGCGUGCAUCAACCGUCUCUGUCGAAGACAUUCGCUAGAGAAGAUGUCUAUGUCUUUAGCUACUUCUACGAUCGUACACAACCCCUAGGAAUGCCAGAAAGCUUCACAAUUAGCGAGCUUAGGGAUCUGGCAGCAAAAGUGUGCGGCGGUGAGAAGAGUGGCGCGUGGAAGGCUUUCGAAGGCAUUGAGGGAGCAAUGGACGAGCUAAGAGACAGGCCAGAAGGCUGCUUAGAUCUAAGCUUCAUGGUCGCGCUUCUUCAUACUGGAUACGAUAUGAAUCUGCAGCGUGAAGUGAAGAUUGCAAAGAAGAUUGCAGGCAAUGAGUUGGGCUGGUGUCUGGGUGCGAGUCUUCCACUUUUGAAUCAAGACUCGGGAUGGACUUGCAAAGUUGCUCAAGGUCUCGCUCGACAAUUUUCUGCAGCUGUCCUUGGAACCCAAAUCAAUGCCGUCUACCACACAUCUCUUGUCUUUGGAGGAAUAGAGUACUAUUUUGGAGCCGGUAUUCAGACUUCCGCUCCGGGCUCGACUCAUCAUGGACAGCCAAUAGAGAACGUGUCUAUGGGACAGACAGAGUUGCCUAUCGAGGUAAUUGUAGAGUAUCUUGACUCACUAAAGUCAAUCUAUACGACAGAGUCGUACGACCUCUUCUUGCACAAUUGCAACAACUUCACCAAUGACUUAUCUAUGUUUCUUGUUGGUAGAGGGAUACCACAACAUAUAACUUCUCUUGCGCAAAGGGUCUUAGAUACGCCUUUUGGUGCUAUGCUAAGACCGCAGCUCGAUCAGGCCAUGCGAGGGAUCACACAGGCACCGACUCCGCAAACUAGCGGUCCACCGGGUGGAACUGGCAGAAUGGCUUCCAAAGACUCUAACACAAAGACUGACCGGCGAAACGUACCAGGUAUUGUCUACAAGCCUACAACGAUUAAAAAACUAGACGAGUUACUCAACUCAGCCAAUGAUAAAUGUGCUGUGAUUUUCUUCACCUCCGCGACUUGUCCACCAUGCAAAGUAGUAUAUCCAGCAUACGACGAGCUAGCUGCUAGUGCAGAAGGCAAGGCAGUGCUCAUCAAGGUUGACCUCAAUGAUGCAUAUGAGAUAGGGCAACGCUAUCAAAUUCGUGCGACGCCUACUUUCUGGACAUUUCUCAAAGGAGAAAAAGAGAAUGAGUGGGCUGGGGCCAAUGAAGCCCAGCUUAGGGGCAAUAUCACUUUAUUGAUCCAAAUGGCCAAUCCUGCUCAUCCGCAUACUCUGCUAAGAGUUCCAACUCUGUCAGGACCCCAUAAGCAACUAGUGACAUAUACCAAAGUACCGCCGCUGGAGAGGCUCAUUAUAAAGCUGGAAUCAUGCGGUCACACUCCCACGAUUCAAUCUCUGAAGAGCUUCAUAUCGAUUCGAGAGAGUGCCGGCGCCGCCGAAGCUACUCUCCCCGAUCUCGCCACAUUUAGUAGCGAUUUGGUGAGCUUGCUGGAGCGCUUGCCUGUUGAGAAACUCUUUCCCUUAGUUGACCUACUCCGGAUUGCUAUCAUCGAUCCUCGCGUAAGCGGUUACUACUCUCGGCACUCUGAUGACACCAUCCUCAAGAUCCUCCAAAAGACCAAUCAGCUUGACAGCAAAUGCCCAUAUCAGCUUUUGAUCGUUACAGUGCACCUAACCUGCAAUCUUUUCAGCUCACCAUUUUUCACGACGAAAAUUCUCAAUGAUGCAAGAUACUCGGAACCGGUUCUACGUUUGGUCACAUCUGCUCUACUCGACAAAUCACACCAGCCUGUCCGCGUGGCUGCCGCGUCAUUAGCAUUCAAUCUUGCAGCAGUAAAUCAUGAUCGGCGGCUGAAUGAUCAGAACGAGUUACUCGCGGAAGACGGGCAAUUCGAACUCAUGGCUAGUCUGCUUGAAGCUCAAGAAAGAGAGAGAGAAAGCAAAGAAAGCCUGCGAGGCUUGUUGCUAGCCAUUGGCCUUUUGAAACAUAUGGCACCUAGGGAAGGUGAGUUGGACAGUCUUUGUAAGGAAGUCGGUGCUAGAGAUAUGGUGAAAGAAUCAAGAGGAGCAUUCAGUGAGCUGCAGGGCUUGAUCGACGAGGUGGAGAAAGUACUGGCGUAG
Bacidia gigantensis is the source of this 3429-nucleotide messenger RNA. RefSeq lists its product as uncharacterized. The coding region runs from base 1 to 3429 and encodes 1142 amino acids. The record is from RefSeq and is a predicted model, not a curated record. Gene Ontology annotation, cellular component: Golgi apparatus; membrane. The transcript is spliced from 6 exons. Gene Ontology annotation, biological process: protein N-linked glycosylation; nucleoside diphosphate catabolic process. Gene Ontology annotation, molecular function: UDP phosphatase activity; GDP phosphatase activity; peptidase activity. NCBI's taxonomy places the organism in Eukaryota, Fungi, Ascomycota, Lecanoromycetes, Lecanorales, Ramalinaceae.